Messenger RNA from Sphenostylis stenocarpa, 162 nucleotides. NCBI's taxonomy places the organism in Eukaryota, Viridiplantae, Streptophyta, Magnoliopsida, Fabales, Fabaceae. The record is from the annotation of a GenBank genome assembly.
AUGGCACGCUCCUGUGGGGGAUUCCAAUUCCCUGAACUCCAAGUUCAGUACUCUGGCAAUAAUCUAAGUCAUGUCACGCUUGAUCACACUUGCAAGGAUAAAAAAAUUGCCAAGAGCCUAUUACUUAGGUGCUCUUCAGUUAAUCAGCAACCAGCAUCCUAG